Molecule: messenger RNA, 2851 nt
Organism: Thlaspi arvense
Lineage: Eukaryota; Viridiplantae; Streptophyta; Magnoliopsida; Brassicales; Brassicaceae
Source: the annotation of a GenBank genome assembly
AUAGGGUUUUGCUUUUGGAAAUCUUUGAAGUCCGGAACCCUUCGAAGAAGAGGCUUCCUUGCUCAUCGUCGCUUUAGAUUCGGCCAAAUUUUUCACACCAUGGUUGAAACAAGCGUAGCACCGGAGAAAACUGUGAGUUAUGCGAACCAAUACAUCGCUGAUGUGAAGGAAGCAUUAAAAGACGAACCUGAAAAACGUAACGAGUUUUUCCAGAUACUUGACUAUGUCAGAACUCAUAGUGAUGAUAAAGCUAUUUGCGUUGCAAGGAUGGAGGAACUCAUCAAAGAUCACCCGAAUCUGCAUCUUGGUGUCUUCCGUACUCCCGAGCCUGAGAGGCUCGUCCCUCUCGAGCCUCCUCAAGCCAUUCUUCCCGAGGCUAAGAGUAUCAUUCAUCCCGAAGCUAAAGAAAGCAGAGGAAAAAUCGUUACUUUUGCUGUAAAAGAUGAGAGAAGUAUCGUCCCUCUCGAGGCUCAGCAAACCAUAGAUCCCGAGGCUAAAGAAAGCAGAGGAAAAAUCACUACUUUGGCUGUAAAAGAUGAGAGAAGCAUCACUAGUACUCCUGAUGCUAACGAAGGGUUAGGCCAAUCGCAAACCAUGGUUGGUAAAAGAGCAGCACCACAGGAGCUGCAUAAAGAUGAGGCGAAAUCAUACGUUGAUGCUGUGAAGGAAGCAUUUCGUGAUGAACGUGGGAGAUAUGAUGAGUUUCUAGAGAUCUGUAACGAUUUUUUUUCCGAGAGAUUUGAUCGCACGAGUACCAUUGCAAGGAUGAAGGAGCUCAUGAAAGAUCACCAGGAGCUGCUUCUUGGAUUCAGUUUCUUGUUUUCAGACGAUGAGUCUAAGAUCACCACCAUCCCUCCCGAGCCUAGUAGAACCAUCCCUCCCGAGCCUAGUAGAACCAUCCCACCCGAGCCUAAGAGAACCAUCCCACCCGAGCCUAGAAGAAUCAGCCCUCCCGAGGCUAAGAGGACAACCAUUAUUCUCAAGCCUAGGAGAAACAUCCCUACUGAUGCUGCUGAACAUCAUUGUGCUGAGUCUAAGUACUGUACCAAAAGAAAACAUGAUGGGACGAGUUUUAUGGACAAGCUCAAGACAAGGUUUCGGAGCCUUGAUACUCAUGUCGUUGAGUCAUUUGUUGAGAUAAUGAACGAGUUUGAAGAGGGAACGAUGUCGAUACAGAAUGUGUUCGGGGAGGUCCUUGAUCUUCUCUAUUAUCAUGAAGACUUGCUCGAGGACUUUCCCGGAUACUUCAAACGAACAAAACUUUCGACGAAUAGCAUCAACAUGUCUACUAGAUACUUGAGUCACUUAACUAUUUCAAUAUUUCUUCUGACAAGCACAUCUGCACAUGAAUCAAUUACGUUAUCAUUGAGAAUGAAGCUGAGGUGUUGCAUCCACAAUAGGAAAUCGGAGAUGGCGUUGUCACGACUUUCUCUCCGAUCUAACAGUUUCCUGAAACCGGCGGCUACGGCCUUACCUACCGCCAUCCGCCGCCAUGUUUCCACAGAUACAUCGCCGAUCACAAUCGAAACCGCCGUCCCUUUCACUGCGCAUCUAUGCGACGCGCCGUCACGCUCCGUGGAGACCUCAUCGGAGGAGAUCCUCUCGUUUUUCCGCGACAUGGCUCGGAUGCGGAGGAUGGAGAUCGCCGCGGAUUCCCUCUACAAGGCGAAGCUGAUCCGCGGGUUCUGCCACCUGUACGACGGCCAGGAGGCUUUAGCCGUCGGGAUGGAGGCGGCGAUUACCAGGAAGGACGCGAUCAUCACGUCGUACCGAGAUCACUGCACGUUCUUGGGCCGUGGUGGAGAGCUCGUGGACGCGUUCUCGGAGCUCAUGGGGAGGAAAAGGGGAUGCUCUAAUGGUAAAGGAGGAUCUAUGCAUUUCUACAAGAAGGACGCUUCGUUCUACGGUGGGCAUGGGAUCGUCGGAGCUCAGAUUCCGUUGGGGUGUGGUUUGGCUUUCGCUCAGAAGUAUUCGAAAGAAGAGAAUGUGACUUUCACACUGUAUGGUGAUGGUGCUGCGAAUCAGGGUCAGUUGUUUGAGGCCUUGAAUAUUGCGGCGCUUUGGGAUUUGCCUGCGAUUCUUGUUUGCGAGAAUAACCAUUAUGGAAUGGGAACGGCUACAUGGAGGUCUGCUAAGUCUCCUGCCUAUUUCAAGCGUGGAGACUAUGUUCCUGGCUUGAAGGUGGAUGGUAUGGAUGCAUUGGCUGUGAAACAGGCAUGCAAGUUCGCCAAGGAGCAUGCGCUCAAGAAUGGACCUAUUAUCCUUGAGAUGGACACCUACAGAUACCACGGUCACUCUAUGUCUGAUCCAGGAAGCACCUACCGUACACGUGACGAAAUCUCCGGCGUCAGACAGGUGCGAGACCCAAUUGAAAGGGUGCGAAAGUUGCUCCUGACUCAUGACAUAGCUACAGAGAAAGAGCUUAAGGACAUGGAGAAAGAGGUGAGGAAAGAAGUAGAUGACGCCGUAGCUCAGGCAAAGGAGAGCCCUGUACCAGAACCAUCUGAGCUAUUCACAAACAUGUAUGUGAAAGACUGUGGAGUCGAGUCAUUUGGAGCGGACAGAAAAGAACUCAAAGUAACACUUCCAUAAAUCUUUGCUCUGCAGUAUCUUAUGGUUGAAUAAAUAAAAAAAAGCAAGGCCACUCAAAGUUUUUUUGUAUCUUGCUACCAAAAUAUUUCUAGUUUUCAUUCUCAUUUCAAGAGUAAAGCCAUUGCUUGAGUUUGCCAUCUUAAUUCCACUUUUAAUACACACUUUAACAUUGUUAUUAAUACCAGGUACCUUUUUUAAUUAUUUCAAGAUUCAAGGAUAUAUCAGGAAAAUCGAUAAAAGAAAACUGAUAUUUUUCGUA